UAAGCCUAACCAUUCAUGAGAAACAGCUACUCCAGACAGACGGCUUUGGUCACCAGCUCUAUCCAGCCCCCAGAGGCAGAGUUGACAAUGGGGAGAAUGUUACCUCUCCUGGCUCUAGGGCUCUUGGUGGCUGGAUUCUGCCCUGCUGUCCUCUCCGACCCUAAGAGCACACUAGACAAGAAGAAUCCGAAUCAGGAGGAACAAGACCAGGGGACACAUGUGGACUUCCGAUUAGCCUCUAACAACAUGGACUUUGCCUUCAGCCUGUACAAGCAGUUGACACGGAAAGCCCCUGGUAAGAAUGUCAUCUUCUCCCCGCUGAGCAUCUCUACUGCCUUGGCCUUCCUGUCCCUGGGGGCCCGUAAUUCCACCCUGAUGGAGAUUCUCCAGGGCCUCAAGUUCAGCCUCACAGAGACUUCCGAGGCAGAAAUUCACCAGAGCUUCCAGCACCUCCUGAGCACCCUCAACCAGUCCAGUGACGAGCUGCAGCUCAGUGUGGGAAACGCCAUGUUCGUCAAAGAGCAGCUCAAUCUGCUGGACAGGUUCACGGAGGACGCCAAGAGCCUGUAUGGCGCUGAGGCCUUUGCCACUGACUUUCAGGACUCAGAGGCAGCUAAGAAGCUCAUCAAUGACUACGUGCAGAAGGGAACCCGGGGGAAAAUCAGGGAUCUGAUCAGGAACCUUGACCAGCAGACAAUGAUGGUCCUGGUGAAUUACAUCUUCUUUAAAGCCAAGUGGAAGACUCCCUUUGACAUACGUGAAACUUUUGUGUCAAAGUUCUACUUUGGCAACCUGAUGUGGGUGAAGGUCCCCAUGAUGAGAAUGGAUGACAUGGCUGCACCUUACUUCUGGGACGAGGAGCUGCUAUGCACCAUAGUGGAGCUGCCGUACACAGGCAAUGCCAGCGCAUUCUUCAUCCUCCCUGAUCAAAACAAGAUGGAGCGAGUGGAAGCCAUGCUGCUCCCGGAGACCCUGAAGCGAUGGAGGAACUCACUGAAGACCAGAUGGCUAGCACUCUUCCUGCCAAAGUUUUCCAUCUCGGGGGACUAUAACCUAGAAGACAUACUUCCCCAGCUGGGCAUCGAGGAGGUCUUCACCAGCAAGGCUGACCUGUCAGGGAUCACAGGGGCCAGAAACCUCCGGGUCUCCCAGGUGACCCACAAGGCUGUGCUUGAUGUGUCUGAGGAGGGCACAGAAGCAUCUACUUCCCCAGCGCUCUCACUCUCCCUCCUUCCCCCAAAUGUGGGCCCAAUGGUCAUUGUGCGUUUCAACAUGCCCUUCCUGGUGAUCGUCGCCCGAACUGACACCCCAAGCAUCCUCUUCAUGAGCAGAGUCAUCUAUCCCACAAGAGCCUAGAGCUUACCAUUGAGCAGUGGGGCUCCCAUUAAGGAGCCGGGAAUGGAAGCUGGAUGCUUGGGCCUCUGGGUACAGCCUGGCCCCAUGCACCAAGCAGCCAGGGCAUGUCUGGCCCUGUGUGCUCACCCUUUGAAGGUGACAGUGACUGCCUGUGGAGCGCCAUCAUGCACAGGGGCCCAUGGACUCUUUGUUUGGGAGGGCCCUGUGCCUCCUGACAACAAUAAACAAUUUCCUUGGACACGCUGCUUGUGCCUUUCCAUGCUGACUGCCGGACUCUGUGCUCCUGAGGCCACCUGUGUCCCAAAGCCAAACCCUUUGACCUCCCACGCAGGCUGAGCUCCACCCCAGGAACUGGGCUCCUUUUGCAUUCAUCUACAGCAGCCUGCCCAGGUCCACCCAAGCUUGUGGCCACGCCCACUUGGACCUCAGGCCCAGAGCUGGCGGAACCUGCUGCUCUAAGGCCAAUUCCUGCCUGCUGGGCUUUGGGCUGCCCGCUUUCAAUUCCCUGCUCUCCACCUCCAGGGUCCAGUCUCCACCUGGCUCUUGCCAGUGCUCCUGGCCCUGACCACAACUGGACAGCCCCCAGGCCCCUCGCUCCUGUAGCUGGGCAGGACUUUAUCAUGGGAUGCCCCCCUUCUGCCAUUUGGCACCCCCAGUUUAGGGGGAGUAUCUACUUUCUGGGUUUCCAGACUGAGCCCCUCAACUGCCUCACCAGUUCCUAGCCCUCGCUCUGUGAAUGACCUCCCUCAACAACCAGAAUGCAGGGCUGAGGACAAAUGAGCCAUUACAGCACAACUGCAGUAAGAGCAAUCGUGCAGUCAGGCAUUUAACUGAGGCUCUCAGGUACCUUGCAAUCUCUGCUACAAAGGCAACAAUGAUAACGUUGACAACAACUGAAUUCCUGAGGAUUUUAUGCCAGUCAGUCUGCUAAGAUCUCUCCCUGAAAUAACCUGUUGAAUCCUCCUGAUGACCCGAUGAGAUAAAUCCUGUCAGCAGUCCCAUUCUAUGGAUGAGGAAACUGAGGCACAGAGAGGCUUGGUAAUAUUCUCAAGGCCACAUAGCUAGUAAUAAUUGCCAGCAGAACGUUAUUCCAACCCUCCUGACACUUUGUGGUUAAGAGGCACGUUCUUAACCACAAAGUUAUUUCCACAGGAGUUGCCUUCAUGGAAUGUACAAACUUACAGCAAGUAGAUGGUGAAAUAAGUCUAUGGAAGCCAAAGGAGAGCACCAAACCCAGUCUGGGAAGUCAGGGAAAGCUUCCUGGAGGAGGUGGCUUCCGUGCUGAGAUCAGGGGAAGAGAAGGUGCUCAAGCGAACAGACGGGACAGUGCUUCAGACGGGAGAAAGAGCAAUGGUAGCAGUCAAGAAACCAAAAGAAGAUGGGCGGCUCUGGGGCAGAGAGCAGCGAGGCUGAGGGGCUGCAGAGAGGAACGGGCCACGACAGAGCCGCUGGACUGCAGAGGGGCGGGCCACCGCAAGGAUUCCCAAGUGGUUCCUUAGAGCCACAGGGAGCUCUAAGGGAGUUUCAGCACAGAGGCGAUGGAGGCAGCGCUGCGUGCUAGGAAAGUACUCUGGCUGCUGAGCAGAAACGGGAUUCGUGCCCCAGGACAAGGAUGUGGGUUGGACAUCAAGGGGCCUCUGUGGGAACUGGGGCAAAGGUAGGUCAGAGCUGGGGAGGGCGAGCAGGGAUGAUUCUGCUUGAAGGCUUUGAGAAGAGUGGGUGGGAAUUUAUGAUUGGCGGUGGGGAAGAAGGGAGAAGAACUGUAUUUGGCUUUGGGCACCUGGGUGAUGACUACCUAGUCUCUGACUAGGAAACCCAGCAGGGGCUUGCUGGCAAGGGAAGCUGACACAUUCAGAUUUGGAACUCCCAUGUCUGAGGUUCCUGGGAGAAUCCCCCGGGACUUGCUCAGGAAGCAGCUGGGCUGAAGUCAGGAGAGAAAUCUGGGCUGGAGGGGAGCAUUCAGGAUUCCUCUCCCGGGAUGGACAAGUGAGUAUUGAGGUGUCCCUUCAAAUGAAUGCCAUGGAGUGCAAAGAGAAGGAGAACGUCCCCCAUUCCCAAAGAAGGACCGGCUAAGAAAGGGCAGCCCACCAAGGAGAGUCACCAGCAUAGGGCAGGAGACAAGAGGACAGGAAGAAAGCUGUCACCGCAGGACCAAGAGGAGAGACUUAUCCAAGGAUAGGGGAGAAAAUGCAGAAACAGUGAUGAUUGAAUGGAAUGAAUGUGUCCACAAGAUUUAGUGAUCUAAAGCCACUUGGGGCUCACCAGUGCAAUGUUAGCAGAAUUAAGGGAGGACGGGGUAGGGGGGGCUGGAGAGUGAGCAGGAUAGGAAGAGAGAGAAAGCCAGGCAGCCUGCAAAUAUGUAUUUAGAGAGACAGGGUGGUGGGUAGUGGGUGCUAAGUUGAAGUUCACUGCAGUGCUCCACAGAUGUCAGAGCCUUGAGCAAGCUUUCAUAACCAGAGAAAGGAUUCAGAAGGCAGGGCGGCAAGCAACCAGGGUUGCAGAGUGGCACAGCUCCUAAGGUCACAAUUCACAGGUGGUUUGACACCGUCUUCAACCUGGAGUUGCAGAGUGAGCAGCCAGCCAGGCAGCAUGAAGCAUCACGGGAGAGGGCACAGGUGGAGGGCAAGGAUCAAGGAUCAAGGCUUCCACUGUGAAGGGAAUGCAGGGAGUGGGGCGAGGGGGCCGGUGAGAGUGUGUGUUUCUUGGUAGGAUCAGUUGAGACCUCCUCUCCCCCGAUGACUCUGAUGAUUCCUAGUGUAGAAAGUAAAGUCACCUGAGUAGUGACAUUUGCCAGAGGUUGGGCCAGGAGAAGGCACAAAAUGGGACAGAAAGUUGACCAGGGUGUCACGGCAGGUCAGCCACGCUCAGCAAUCAGUGCCCUGGAGGUCCAGCUCCAGAAAUUCUUAGUGGUUCCAACCUUUACAGACAGCUGUGAAAUGCCCUGUCUGGUGGAAUAUCUUUCCAUUCUUACCAGCGCUCUUGUGGGUUUCAAGAAGGCCAACCACUGAUCAGAAGGACAGGAGUCAAGGGGUUAGAGCUACAGAAGAGAGGAUUGAGACCAGCAUGAACUUGAGACCAGCACUGGGGGUACGAAUGAGAGCAGAGGGAGCUGAUCACUGGGGAAGCCUGAGGAUGGGGAGAUGGGGUCCGCAGGAGGUCCAGGAAUGACCUGUUAGAAGUGCCAUAUGAACGAUAAAGGCUACUUUUCCCCCUCACGAGGGUUUUUUCUCAUUGACUCAGUUUUCCCGCCUGUACAGUGGAAACCAUGAUAUGAUAGGAUGUGCAUGAUAGCGUGUGCAUGUCUGUGUGCAUCCAUGUGUAAGAAGUCAGGAAGUCAUUGAAAUGUUCGCUCCUGAGUCUGAACGUUCCCUGGACAGCAAUUUAAAAACUCCCGAGAUGAUCUUUUCCAUGUGAACUAACUCCUUAUCCAGGCUGGCAUGGCUUCUCAUCCCUCAGCUGGGGCUGGAUGGCAUUGCACAGGACAAGGCUCUGACCUGCCCAGCUCCUGCCCCCAUUCCCUCCUGGCCUCAGUCCAGGUGUCUAAGGAGCCUUACCACAGCCCAGGGCUCAUUGUCUUCUGUGACUUAGGUCUAGAAAUUGCUGGAUGAAAACUGAGUUCCUCCCUUAAGGGGGCACCUGGGCCCCAGACCUGUGAGGAUGGGGCUGGGUUUCACUCUUCUCCCUCCCCUGGGGGCUGAGGGUCCAUCCACCUGCUGGUCACUAACUAUUGCCCUUAAAUGGCUUCCUGCCGUUAGCUGCAGGAAAGGAGACUGAGGGGAGAGAUAUUUAUUAGACAGAAGUGAUGAGACUUUAUGGUUGACUGUGUGAGGGACAGAAAGAAAGCAAAGAUGGCACCCAAGUUGCUGUGUUGGGAACUUGGGGAACUGAAAUUCACAUGCCAUUCCAUGAGCUAAGGAUUACAGAAUGAAUAAUGUUUUGUGCAGGAAGAAGGUAAGUCCUGAUGUGGACAUGUGGGUUUGGAGGUGCCUGCAUGUCAUCUAAGAAGACAAGUCCAAUAGAGAAUGGGCUCUAUGGAUCUGAAGUUUAAUAAAGAAAUUUGAGUGAGAGGGAUGGAUUUCAGGAUUUCUUCUUGGCAAAAAGGUGAGGACAUUCCUGCCAAAAGACUUCUAUUUUCACCUGUGACAGAGAAAGAGAUGCUCUCUGCUGAGUGCAUCAUGGGGAAGCAGAAAACCCAGAAGUCUGGAGGAGCAGAGACGAGGACACAUCAGGAAACCGUAAUGUUCUAGCAGGCACUAAUAAGGAACCCUUGGGGGCUGGAGAUGACUGUGUCACUAGCUUGUACAGGUGGGUGGUUCCAAAUAUAAUCAGCAGUUCAGACACAGACAGAAAGGGGAUAGACUGCAGGUGGCUACUGGAGCUGAAAUUUCCCCUGGUUACAGGAAGGAGGGGCCAUAAGUGGCCGACACAAGGACAAAUGAAUAUAUCUGAAAAUAUUAAUCAGAGAGUCAUUCAAAUGAUGAGAUUUUCAUAUUCCAGGCCGGGAACAUCAAGGAGCCAUAACAGGCAGAGCUGAUGGGUGACAGAGGUGUCUGGAAACAAGAUGGCACUUGGAAGUUGAAUAGGGGUUGGCACACUGAGGUCGAAGAUGUGGGAUAAUUCAUAAAUUGAUAAAAGGGUUCCUUCCACCUUCUCCAUGUCCCUUUUACUCAGAUCUACCAGCUUGGAAAUGAGGAAAUAACGCCCACAAAUUCCAUGCAACUGGUUCUCCUCUCUACUCCCCCUUUCUUCUCAGAGCCCUUCCACUUGCCACACAGCUCCCGUGGUGACUUUCGGGUCAGCAAACCUUCAAAGUCCAGUUCAGAUCUUGCUCACGUGAUUUUGGCCUAAUUACCUGGCAUCACUGUUACUGCCUCUGCUCUUGAAUGUUGGGAGAGCAUCUACUCCAGAGGACCAUCAGGUGGAUUACAAAGAAUAAUAACAACGACACAUGUCAAAGGCCUGGCUGGGUUCCGUAACCCCUGCUCCACUGACCACAGCCUCUGCCACACCAGAAACAUCCGUGAUGCCCUCUUGUGCCCACAGGUGCUGCUUAGGGCUGUGAUUGUUGUGGCCAAGAAGGGCACAGAGGAAUUAAGUUUCAAUUCUCUACAAAAAAACAAAAAACAAAAAAACAAAAAAACCCCAUUGACCACUGUGCAUUUCAACAGAACUUUCCUAAUGGCCAUUCCUCUCCCCAGACACUCAGAGCAUCCUCUCUGGGCAAAAUUUUUGACCCCAAAAAAGAGAUGAAACUAAAAUCACAAUUUGCAAAGUAAACUAAAUUGGGAUCUACAAAUCUGGUAAACUAUAUUCAACCAUGACUUGUUACAUGUAGUAGGUCCAGAAUGUAUCAAUAGCCACAUAUCAGACCCAUGUGUUCGAAGGAAAGGCCACAGCAAAUGCUUCUAAGAGUAACUCCACACAGACUCAGGUUUUAUAGAAAAGAACACUGUUCGCUUACUUUACAAAUCCUGACCAUGUUUUCUAAGUAUCACUCAGAAACUACCAUAGGCCAACUCAGCCCAUGGGACCCUGUAUUUCUCUUAGCUACCCUCCUUCCAGACUUUGCUGAGCUGCCAAGAUGGUGUUCUCCCUUGCUCAGAGAGUUCAAUAAACCCAGAUUUGUUUGAAA
This is a messenger RNA of Saimiri boliviensis boliviensis (Bolivian squirrel monkey), 6988 nucleotides long. RefSeq names its product alpha-1-antichymotrypsin-like. Gene Ontology annotation, molecular function: serine-type endopeptidase inhibitor activity. Lineage: Eukaryota; Metazoa; Chordata; Mammalia; Primates; Cebidae. The record is from RefSeq and is a predicted model, not a curated record.